Danio rerio (zebrafish) is the source of this 1341-nucleotide messenger RNA. NCBI's taxonomy places the organism in Eukaryota, Metazoa, Chordata, Actinopteri, Cypriniformes, Danionidae. The record is from RefSeq and is a predicted model, not a curated record.
CGUGCGCGCGCUUGAUGUAGUUCCUCAUUUCAGCCUCCUCGUCUCCUCCUCCCGUCCAGUGACUGAGAGCCUGCGGCCAGUGAUGAGCCCUGCAUCCACACCGAUACAACCAGCGCACUGUAUUGACAACAGCAGCUUAUUUUGCUAUUAAUGUACUGAACGACGUUUAAAUGCAAAGCUAGAUUAUCAAGUUUCCAUUAAAACCGUGCACGCGACCGUUUAUGCAAAUGGACUAAUCGCGUACGUGCGUCUCCAAUCGCGCUCUGGAUGAACCGCGCGGUCUGAGCAUCUGAACAUCAGCACACUGCCUCUGCAGCCUCAACAGUCUCAAUGGAAACAGAGUACCAUCAGGCGUCUCUGGGCUCUCUGGUUUGCACCCAGGAUGAGGAGCCGACAAGCUGCCAGAUUCCUGGCCCUGUCACCUAUCAGCCGGGGCCCGCAGCGUCAGACUCCUUCCCUUGCCUGCGACCCCUCACCUUCCCUCAGCAGCCCAAAGAGGAGGUCCGCUGCUCGGGAGAGGUCAUCGUGAUGGUCAAGGACAAAGCAGAGAGCGCUGAUAAAAUUUGCUCUUCCUCGAAUGAUGCCUUUUCCUCCAAACCCAUCCUGUCGUCUCCCCCUCGCCGGCAUCACUCUUUGCCCCACACACACCAUCCACACGUGGGCCGCACUCGCAUGGGCAGCCGCUCCAGCUCCAUCGCCUACACAGCCUUCUCCCCACGGCCCUCCAUCUCUCGCCACUCCAGCAUCGCCACCAACCCACCGCUGGAUCGCUCCAAACCCAAAGACUACCUCAUCCUCGCCGUCAUCGCCUGCUUCUGUCCCGUCUGGCCCAUCAACAUUGUGGGAUUUGUUUACUCCAUCAUGUCGAGGAACAGUCUGGAGCAGGGGAACGUGGACGGAGCGAGGCGUUUGGGUCGAGUGGCUAAACUGCUGUCAGUGGUGUCGCUGGUGGGAGGAGCGGUCAUCAUCAUCGCCUGCGCCGUCAAUCUGUCCAUUAAUGUGAAGUCCUGAGUGAGGUGAGCGUGCCAUAGAAUCAGCUCCGCAUCAGACCACUGACCCGAACACCACGGCCCCAUUUGUUUUGCCCACUGCUGCUGUGACGGCAAUCACCACUUAGAGCAAUCGAUUAUGGGAUGCCUUUGCUCUCUGAAAGAACCCUUGGUAAAUCUGCACCGACAUGCCAUAAUUAAACAGACGGAGCGGGAUACUUCCACUGAAGUCUGAGUUUGCUCCUUGGCACUUACACUGAGCUCCGACAGCUGAAAAAAUGAACAAAUAUGACUCACGAUCUGUAAAGACCGGCUCUUGUUGAGGACAACUGCUGGUCAAGCAAAAAAAAAA